GCAAGCUUGAUCUUUGUGUGCUUUGUCCAUAGAUAGGUGAUUGAUCGAAGAGAAAUGGCACUGGCCGAAGCACUCGGUUUUACAACGAAGGAGCUGUGCAACAUGGGAUGCGAGAUAGGUGGUGGCGGCGACGGUCGCAGGAAGCUGAACCGAGGGAGGGAGGUGGCAACAGGGAAGCGCGGUAGCGGCAGCAGCUGGGACACCUGUUGCUCCUCCAUGCUGCAAAACUUCGAUGACUGGGAUGUGGAUUCGUGGUCGCCGAAGACCGGAUCAGCUGCCGUUUGCCAGGAAGGGACGGCGGACCGGAGGAAGAGGCGGCGCACGAAGCGGUUCAAGAACAAGGAAGAGGUGGAGACCCAGAGGAUGACUCACAUUGCGGUGGAGCGCAACCGGCGGAGACUGAUGAAUGAGUACCUCGCCGUGCUCCGGUCACUCAUGCCCGCCUCCUACGUCCAAAAAGGUGAUCAAGCAUCGAUCGUUGGAGGUGCCAUAAAUUUCGUCAAAGAGCUUGAGCAGUCAGUCCAAUCCCUCGAGGCUCAGAAGCGCAUCAGGGAACGAUCAAAGGCGGCUCCUUUCGCUGACUUCUUCACCUUCCCCCAGUACUCAUCCAGCUCCUCGCACUGCACUAGCACUUCUAGCACCGACACUACCGCCACCGUCGAAGCGGCGCGCAGGAACCCGUCGGCCAUGGCUGACAUCGAGGUCACCAUCGUCGAGAGCCAUGCCAACGUCAAGAUCUUCUCGAGGUGGCGACCCAGGCAGCUGCUGAUGCUGGUGCUGGGCCUGCAGAACCUGCGGCUGACGACGCUUCACCUCAACGUGACCACCGUCGACGAAAUGGUUCUCUACUGUUUCAGUCUCAAGGUAGAAGACGAUUGCCAGUGUGCAUCAGUGGAUGUGAUCGCCACUGCAGUCCACCAAAUAAUUGCAAGGAUCGAGGAGGAGGAGACUGCUCACCACUAAUCCGCUUCUAUCAGAACACUUCAGUGACAAUAAUGUCAGUGCCUAUAGCGUUCUGUAUGUUCUUUUAGAUUUCUGUUUGCUGCUUAUUGAAUUGGCUUCAGAGUGAGAGAGACUCCAUCAUCGCUCCAAGAGAUGUUAGAUAGUAUGCAAUGGCUUCUGGUUGUGUAAGAGCUCAGUUCAUGACUUACCAUAAUGUCUUCUUUCUUCUUGUCGUUCAUCGAAAAGAUUCAGAUGUUCCAUCUGCAUCUUUACAGUUUCACACUUUAAACUCAAUUUACAUAGGAAUGAAUCAUUUUGUUUAAUUCUCUUAAAGGAGGCCUUUAAAUGAAGCAGCUUUAGAAGUGAUGUUUUAGGUA
Messenger RNA from Musa acuminata subsp. malaccensis (wild Malaysian banana), 1319 nucleotides. Its product is annotated as transcription factor bHLH94-like. Lineage: Eukaryota; Viridiplantae; Streptophyta; Magnoliopsida; Zingiberales; Musaceae. Gene Ontology annotation, molecular function: protein dimerization activity; RNA polymerase II cis-regulatory region sequence-specific DNA binding; DNA-binding transcription factor activity, RNA polymerase II-specific. Gene Ontology annotation, biological process: regulation of transcription by RNA polymerase II. The record is from RefSeq and is a predicted model, not a curated record.